This is a messenger RNA of Centropristis striata (black sea bass), 5443 nucleotides long. RefSeq names its product collagen, type V, alpha 2b (gene col5a2b). Gene Ontology annotation, molecular function: extracellular matrix structural constituent; protein binding. The transcript is spliced from 54 exons. The record is from RefSeq and is a predicted model, not a curated record. Gene Ontology annotation, cellular component: collagen type V trimer. Bases 162 to 4706 code for a protein of 1514 amino acids. NCBI's taxonomy places the organism in Eukaryota, Metazoa, Chordata, Actinopteri, Perciformes, Serranidae.
GUUUCAGUCUGCAGUAAUCGCUCAUCCAGGAGCCUGUUCCACUCAGGGAUAUUUGGAUUUUUUCAGUCUGGAUGCUGUAGCUCGGGGUUAAGCUCUCUCUCUCUCUUACUUCCCUGUGUGUCUGUGUGUGUUUGAGGACGCUGCAUGUCUGGCAUGCAGACAUGGGCCCCUCGUUAUGCUCUAGGAUUACCGUCUGCCUGCUCAUCACCUUGGCUCAGGUGAUCGCCGUGACCUGCCAAGAAGACACCAAGAAAGACGAGAAGAAAGCAGAAAGCUGCACGGUGGACGGGGAGCUCUACCAUCACAACGACAUCUGGAAACCGGCGCCUUGUCGGGUGUGCGUCUGUGACAAUGGCGUCACCAUCUGCGAUGAGGUGCAGUGUGAGCUGCUGACCAACUGCGAGAAGGUGGUGACACCUGAAGGAGAGUGCUGCCCCGUGUGCGAGAACUUUGCCAGUGCCAGCAGGCAGAUUGAAAUUAUGGGCUUCAAGGGACAGAAAGGAGAACCAGGUGAUAUCCCAUAUGUGGUGGGGCUCCCUGGACCUUCAGGACCACAGGGUCCUCCUGGAGCUCAGGGACAAACUGGACCAAGAGGCUUUAAAGGCAGACGGGGAUAUGUGGGGCCUGCAGGAAUUGAUGGAGAGCCAGGUGUGCCAGGAAAUCCAGGAGAGCCAGGACCCCCAGGCCAUCCCUCCCUCCCCGGGGGACAACUAGUGUCACAGAUGGCUUCAGGUUUCGGAGAGAAGUCUAGUCUGGCUGGGAUGAUAUCAGGAUCAAGGGGUGAAGCAGGAUCACGAGGACUUCCAGGAUCGCCUGGACAACAAGGUCCUCCAGGAAUUCAGGGAAUUCCAGGAGAGGCUGGAGAUCCAGGACAAAUGGUGACUGUUGUGUCUGUUCACAGGGUGAGCCGGGUCAUCGAGGACCAGAUGGGCCUCCAGGAAAAACUGGACCGGAUGGAGAACCUGGACCUUCAGGUGCUGCAGGAGAACCAGGAUUCCCAGGAUCUGCGGGUGCACGAGGAUUCCCAGGACUUCCAGGGACAUGCUGGCCUUUUUGGGCCAAAAGGCGAGUCUGGAGCAGUUGGAACCAAGGGUAAAUCUGGCACUCCAGGAGGAAUGGGUGCUCCAGGCCAACAGGGACCAGCUGGCAUGCAGGGAGAGAGAGGCAGAGCUGGACCAACUGGUCCUGUGGGAAAACGUGGUACACCUGGCGAUGUUGGCAAACCCGGCCCUCUGGGUCCAAUGGGACUCCUCGGCGUUCCAGGAUUUCCCGGUAGCCCAGGAAUGAAGGGUGAAGCAGGACCAACAGGGGUCAGAGGAAGUCAAGGACAGCAGGGUCCCAGAGGGGACGGUGGACAUGUAGGACCAGCUGGACCAACAGGACAGCAGGGUGCUGAAGGACCAGAUGGCACUCCAGGUGCCCGCGGCCAAUCGGGUAUAGCAGGUGUUCAGGGUCCAUCAGGGCCUUUGGGCCCACCUGGUCCCCCUGGCCCCCAAGGAACCACAGGAGCACCAGGUCCAAAGGGCCAACUGGGCGAAGUCGGAGUGCCCGGAUUCAAAGGAGAAGCUGGAUCCAAGGGAGAAAGAGGUGACCAUGGUGUUCCCGGUCCAUUGGGCCCAAUGGGAGAGGACGGGAAGCGUGGACCCCGAGGUGAUGCUGGAUCCAUCGGGCCUCAAGGACCUACAGGAGAGACAGGAUCUCCAGGAAACCGAGGUUUCCCCGGUGCCGACGGUUUACCAGGCCAAAAGGGAGCCCAGGGAGAAAGAGGAGUGCCAGGCUCGCUCGGCGCCAAAGGUUUAGAUGGAGAUCCAGGACGCAAUGGAGAGCCGGGAUUAACAGGAGCUCGGGGUCUCACAGGACUGAUUGGUGCCCAGGGUUCAGAGGGAAAGCAAGGACCAAUGGGCUCAGGAGGUGACGAUGGCAAACCAGGUCCUGCUGGUUCUACCGGGGGCCGAGGGCCGACUGGACAAAUGGGUCUGCCAGGACCAAAAGGCUUCGCUGGUGAUGCUGGGAAGAUUGGGGAGGCUGGAAGCGCCGGAGCUCCAGGCCAAAGGGGAGUGAAUGGAAAAGACGGAGAGGAAGGCGCUGCUGGUUCAACUGGUCCAGCUGGUCCUGCAGGAAAGAGAGGAGAACAGGGACCACAGGGACUGCACGGUUUCCAGGGUUUGCCAGGAAUGCCAGGACCUCCUGGAGAGUCAGGAAAACCAGGUGUUGAGGGUCUUGCUGGAGAGGCUGGUGCUGGUGGAGGUACAGGUCCAAGAGGAGAAAGAGGCCCUCCAGGAGAGAGAGGUGAAAUCGGCCCCAACGGGCUGCCAGGACCUAAAGGUAGUCCAGGUGCACCAGGACCAGAUGGACCAAAGGGUAGCCUUGGUCCAAAGGGGGCUGGUGGAGAGCCAGGAGGUCCAGGACUUAUGGGGAUGCCAGGAGAGAGAGGCAUAUCCGGACCUUCAGGGCCAAAAGGAGAUGCAGGCUCCGUCGGAGAGGCGGGAGCCGAGGGUAAAGCUGGAGCUGACGGUGCCCGGGGGCUUCCUGGUCCUGUUGGACCCGUUGGCUCUGGUGGACCCAAUGGAGAGAAGGGUGAAACCGGCCCACAAGGACCAACUGGACGUCGAGGCACAAGAGGAAUCCCCGGUUCUUCUGGUGAAAAUGGUCCAAUCGGAGCUGUCGGCUUCCCCGGUACUUCUGGUCCUGAUGGUCAGCCUGGGGUCAAAGGUGAAGUAGGUGAGCCAGGCCUGAAGGGAGAGGGAGGACUACCUGGACCACAGGGCAUGGCUGGGAAAUCAGGAGGACAGGGUCCGGUUGGUGUGACUGGACUGAAAGGUGGCAGAGGAACACAGGGUGCUACGGGUUCUCCUGGUUUCCCCGGGUUGCCUGGAGGAGUUGGACCAGUCGGCUCUCUUGGUUCUGUUGGAGCCGACGGGCCUAUAGGUGAACCUGGAAAGUCCGGAGCUCCCGGUAUUAUCGGAGAGAACGGAGCUCCGGGACGUCAAGGAGAGAGAGGACCUCCAGGACCAGCAGGCAGCGGCGGAGAGAAGGGAGACUCCGGAGAGGACGGCCCUCCGGGGCCUGAUGGGCCUCCAGGACCUGCUGGCGCCUCAGGACAGCGAGGAGUCGUGGGUCAGCCCGGACUCAGAGGAGAAGCGGGCAUGCUGGGACUGCCAGGUCCAGCUGGUCCACCUGGAAAAGCCGGAGCUGCUGGAGUUCGGGGAGGUGUCGGGCCAUCGGGUGGAGUCGGUUUCCCAGGAGCCACCGGACCAAGAGGAGACGCCGGCCCGGAGGGUCUCGCUGGAGCAGAGGGGCCUCCUGGGAAGGACGGUCUUGUAGGGGAAAGGGGAGACAGGGGUAACACUGGUCACGAGGGUCUGCCUGGUGCUGCUGGGUCUCCAGGAACUGAGGGUCCUGUUGGAAAGACGGGCGGUCCAGGACAAAAAGGCGACAACGGUGGCAGAGGCGCAUCUGGACCCCAAGGACCACCUGGAGUAAGAGGGAAAGUGGGCCCUCAAGGACCACAGGGAGAGAAAGGAGCGGUUGGAGAACAAGGAGAGAGGGGACAGAAAGGACACAGAGGAUUCACUGGACUCCAUGGUUUGCCAGGAACAACUGGCGCCACAGGAGAGCCAGGAACUACCGGUAUCGUUGGACCAGCCGGGUCAAGGGGUCCCCCAGGAGUGUUGGGUCCUCCAGGAAAGGAAGGAAACAUCGGUCAUCCUGGACCCAUGGGUGCUCCUGGAAGCAGAGGCUCCAGUGGAGACAUCGGGGCACAGGGUCCACCUGGUGAUGAUGGACCAGCCGGCCCUCCAGGCUCCCCCGGACCUCCCACUGCAGCUAUGGAAGAUCUCUUCGAUGGCCUUUACGACUAUGACGGGAAGGGCGGCGUGCCAGAAGCUGUGGAGUUCGUUGAGGACGACGUGGCCGCUGAUCCUCCUCCUCUCCUUCCUGAGAUCAACAGAGAUGAAGCUCUUCCCAAUAAGAAGUCGGCCGUCCUGCGUGCAGACACCGGAGUCCACGCUACGCUGAAGACCCUCAGCGGACACCUGCAGAACCUCCGCAGCCCAGACGGCACCAAGAUGAACCCUGCAAAGACCUGCCAGGACAUCAAGCAGUGCUACCCUCAGAAACAGAGCGGCGAGUACUGGAUUGAUCCAAACCAAGGAAGCACCAAAGAUGCCAUCAGAGUCUUCUGCAAUAUGGAAAGUGGUGAAACCUGCAUCUCCGCCAAUCCAGCCAACUUCCCCGGCAAAGCCUGGUGGACCAAAUCCAGUCCCAGUGCCAACAAACCCAUCUGGUUUGUAGUCGACAUGAACAGUGGAACCAGAUUACGCUACGGAAACGCGGAGGAGCAGCCCAACGCCGUAGCAGUUCAGAUGAAGCUGCUGCAGCUUUUGUCCAAAGAGUCGCACCAGACCAUCACCUACCACUGCAGGAACAGCGUGGCUUAUAAAGACGAGAAAAACACCAACAUGAAGAAAGCUCUGGUCCUCCGAGGCUCCAACGGCCAGGAGCUCAGAGCGCAGGGCACCAACCGCCUCCGAUACACCGUCAUCGAGGACGGCUGCACGAAAUCUAACGGACAGUGGGGCAAGGCAGUGUUUGAGUACAGGACUCAGACUCCAGCCAGGCUGCCCGUGGUGGAUGUGGCCCCCAUGGAUAUUGGAAAGCCGGAUCAGGAGUUCGGCCUGGACAUCGGCCCCGUGUGCUUCUUAUAAAACUACACAAGAUGGACAGAAAUGGCCCUUUUCUUAGAGGAGUAACAUCAUCACCAGUAUUUAUAGUAUAUGGACUCCUCUUUCUGUGAGCGUACAAGUGGAUGAAGGUUAGAUUCUUCUACACACGGCUGCAUUUCUCCUUGUUAAUAAAGUUACAGUCUGGAGCACCAGUACUCUGCAGGGAAAUGCAUGUGGGAGGAAAAAAAUAAGGUGCUAAACUUAUGUAAAACAACAUAGUUAAGAUGUGUUGUAAAGUUGCAUAAGCUGGAAAAACAGCAAAAAUAUUAAAGUGAUGGCGUCUGAGAGCAGAUUGCAUAAGAACUGUUUUCCAGUAAAUGUACAUCCAGAGGCCUGAGAGGGCGAGAGCUAAUAUAACUAUGACUGUAGUUCUUAAUUUUAAUGGAAUAAAAAAUGAAAAUCAUGCUUGAACCUAAAUUAUUAAGUUCUGUGCAGGAACUCAUUUACUCUUUAAACAGAAAAAAAACUUUUUAUCUCCUUUUUAAAUCUUCAACUGUAAAUGCAACAUAUGGCUGUAAAUUGCAAAUGAUUUGUUUGUUGUUGACUAUGGAUGUGGAAUAAAUGUCUUCUUUGGAAUGACUCUGCUCUUCCCCGGGAAAAAACCAAAGCAAGGAAUGUUGAAUAAACAUUCGGAUCUCCUUUAAGAAUUGUUAAGUUUUGACCUUUGGGCCUGACUUUAACAAGCUGCUGUUCUUAUCAAAAACUGCCAUAAAAUAUAU